AUGGGCCAAGGAGCAUCGACGUAUGGCAAGGGCCAGAAGGGCAAAAAGGACAAGAAACAGAAGCCGAAGUAUGAGCCCCCAGUACAGUCCAAGAUCGGGCGCAAGAAGAGGAAGGGACCUGCCACGGCAGAGAAGUUGCCGAACGUGUAUCCCAGCACGCGAUGCAAGCUGAAGCUGCUGCGGAUGGAGCGGAUCAAGGAUCACCUGCUGCUGGAAGAGGAGUUCGUGACGAACUCGGAAAUCCUGAAGCCGUUCGAGAUGAAGCAGGAGGAGGAGCGCAAGCAGCUGGAAGAGAUCCGCGGCACACCGCUGUCGAUUGGCACGCUGGAGGAGAUAAUUGACGACGACCACGCGAUUGUGACGAGCCCGACGACGCCAGACUUCUACGUGAGCAUCUUGUCGUUUGUCGACAAGGAGCUGUUGGAGCCUGGGUGCUCGGUGCUGCUGCAUCACAAGACCAUGUCGAUUGUGGGAGUAUUACAGGACGACGCCGACCCGAUGGUGUCGGUGAUGAAAAUAGACAAGUCGCCUACGGAGUCCUACAACGACAUCGGCGGGUUGGAGGCGCAGAUCCAGGAGAUUAAAGAGGCGGUGGAGCUGCCUUUGACGCACCCCGAGUUGUACGAGGAGAUGGGGAUCAAGCCGCCCAAGGGCGUCAUCCUGUAUGGCGCGCCGGGGACUGGCAAGACGCUGCUGGCGAAGGCGGUGGCCAACCAGACGUCCGCCACCUUCCUGCGCAUCGUGGGCUCAGAGCUCAUCCAGAAAUACCUCGGUGAUGGCCCGCGGCUGUGCCGUCAGAUCUUUAAAGUGGCUGCCGAGAACGCCCCCAGCAUAGUCUUCAUCGACGAGAUCGACGCAAUUGGCACAAAGCGCUACGACUCCAACAGCGGCGGAGAGCGCGAAAUCCAGCGCACCAUGCUGGAGCUGCUCAACCAGCUCGACGGCUUCGACGACCGCGGCGACGUCAAGGUAAUAAUGGCCACUAACAAGAUAGAGAGCCUGGACCCCGCGCUGAUCAGACCUGGCAGAAUAGACCGCAAAAUCCUGUUUGAAAACCCCGACGUCUCGACCAAGCGCAAGAUCCUCGGCAUCCACACCUCGAAGAUGAACCUCAGCGCCGACGUCGACCUGGAGACCCUGGUCACCUCCAAGGACGACCUCUCCGGCGCAGACAUCAAGGCCAUGUGCACAGAAGCCGGCCUGCUCGCGCUGAGAGAGCGGCGCAUGCAGGUCACAGUCGAGGACUUCAAGCAGGCAAAGGAGCGUGUGAUGAAGAACAAGGUGGAAGAGAAUCUCGAGGGCCUCUACUUGUGA
Messenger RNA from Eremothecium gossypii ATCC 10895, 1314 nucleotides. RefSeq names its product proteasome regulatory particle base subunit RPT2 (gene RPT2). The record is from RefSeq and is marked provisional. Gene Ontology annotation, cellular component: proteasome regulatory particle, base subcomplex. NCBI's taxonomy places the organism in Eukaryota, Fungi, Ascomycota, Saccharomycetes, Saccharomycetales, Saccharomycetaceae. Gene Ontology annotation, biological process: proteasome-mediated ubiquitin-dependent protein catabolic process. The transcript has a single exon. Gene Ontology annotation, molecular function: ATP binding; proteasome-activating activity; ATP hydrolysis activity. Bases 1 to 1314 code for a protein of 437 amino acids.